This is a messenger RNA of Microthlaspi erraticum, 1080 nucleotides long. The record is from the annotation of a GenBank genome assembly. Lineage: Eukaryota; Viridiplantae; Streptophyta; Magnoliopsida; Brassicales; Brassicaceae.
AUGGCCUCCGUGGAUCUCCAUCGGAGAGACGCUGUGUUACUGACGGCGAUGUUGUCGACGGAAACUGCCAAUGUCGCAAUGAAUACUCUGUUUAAAGCGGCAACAUCUAAAGGCCUUAACUCUUAUACCUUCCUCGUCUAUUCUUAUCUCAUUGGCUCCCUUCUUCUUCUUCUUCCUUCUCAUCAGUUCUUCUCUAACAGGUCAAGAUCACUUCCUCCACUAAGUUUUUCAAUACUUUGUAAAAUAGGACUUCUUGGGCUACUAGGAUCUACGUACCAGAUCACUGGAUUCAUUGGCAUCGUAUACAGCAACCCAACAUUAUCUUCCGCCAUUAGCAACAUCAAUCCUGCUAUUACCUUCAUCCUUGCUGUUAUCUUCAGAAUGGAGAAAGCAUCUCUCAAAGAAAGGAGCAGUGUAGCCAAAAUGCUGGGAACAUUAGUGUCACUAAUUGGCGCACUUGUGGUGGUUCUCUACCACGGUCCACGUGUCUUCACCGAAUCUUCUCCGCCACAUCCACAACUCCGUCAGCUUUCUCCGCCGUUUUCAUCAUCAAACUCUGAUUGGAUCAUCGGUGGAUCUCUUCUAGCCAUCAAAGACACUCUGGUUUCUGUUGCUUUCAUCCUCCAGGCACACAUAAUGAAUGAAUAUCCAGCACCAUUGACGGUCUCUUUCAUCUAUUUUUCAUUUUCAUCAAUCUUGAUCUCGUGUAUCGGAUUCAUAGCAGAAAAGAACAAUCCGAGCAUGUGGAUCCUUCGGUUUGAUAUUACGUUGCUUUGCAUAUUAUUUGGGGGAAUAUUUAAUCCAGCGUACUACGCGAUUCAUUUGUGGGCAGUGCGUAAUAAAGGACCUGUUUACUUAGCAAUAUUUAGGCCUCUAUCGAUAUUAAUAGCAGUGAUCAUGGGAGCGAUUUUUCUUGGAGAUUUUCUUUACCUCGGCAGUUUGGUCGGAGGCAUUUUGAUAUCAUUAGGGUUUUACACUGUGAUGUGGGGGAAAGCAAAAGAAGAGAAGGCAAAAUUGUUGUCACUUUCAGAGGAAGCUCCUCUUCUAAUCAAUAGCAAAGACGACCAAAUUUCAGUUUAA